CAAGCCAGGCGGAGUCUAUGACCCAGCGGACAGGGUGGUACAAUAGCCCUGUUAUGCCGUAAUGCGGAGAGCUUGCUGCUAACUCUGGGAAAUACUGUCCCAAAAAAUACCGUUUUACUAAGAGUCUGCGGUGUUUUAUAUGUGAGGAAUUGGGUGAUAGAUAUCACGAGUCUCAAUAAGCUGCAGAAUUUACCGCUGCCCCAAGGGAUGAGAGGAGGUUGGUUGGAGUGCACCAGAGGAAGACUUUGUGACAGGACAUUUAUGGAUACGUCAGGAUGAAACGGCUCAGGUCUUCAAGCAGCAGUGACAGUUCUGACAAUGAGAGUCCUUCCACCUCAUUCUGCUCCUCCAACAAGUAUGGAAGCAAACCUGGAACCCCUGCUCCCAUGCCCAAGAAACCAGCAGAGGUGUUCAGGAAAGACCUGAUCAGUGCCAUGAAGCUGCCAGACUCUCACCAUGUCUCCCCUGAAGACUAUUACCUGCUGGGGGACACCUGGAGACAGGAGUGGGAGAAGGGGGUGCAGGUGCCCGCCUUCCCUGAAACCAUCCCACACGCCUCUAUCAGGAACAUAGCGGAGAAGCCUAAGGAGACGGUGUUCACCCUACAGAAGAGGUAUAUCCAAUGCUGGAGUCAGGCCUCCACAGAGACGGGUUACGUUAACAUCAAGGAGCUGGCUGAGGCCAUGUGCUCUUAUGACCUGGAUAACAUGGACCUCUACUGGCUGCAGGCACUCAACGCUGAGCUGGAACACAUGGGGGAGGGGCCUGUAGAUGAGCUGACAAUGGAGCGUACCAUGGAGGCAUUGGAGCGUCAUUGCCAUGACAACAUGAACCACGCCAUCGACACGGUAGAAGGGCUGGGCAUCGAGUACGACGAGGAUGUCAUCUGUGACGUGUGUCGCUCCCCCGACAGCGAGGAGGGCAACGACAUGGUCUUCUGUGACAAAUGUAACAUCUGUGUUCAUCAGGCGUGUUAUGGUAUAGUGAAGGUACCAGAUGGUAACUGGCUGUGCAGGACGUGUGUCCUGGGCAUCGACCCCCAGUGUCAGCUGUGCCCCAUCAAGGGAGGGGCGAUGAAGGCUACGCGGGCGGGCACCAAGUGGGCACAUGUCAGCUGUGCCCUGUGGAUCCCUGAGGUGAGCAUCGCGUGUCCAGAGAGGAUGGAGCCCAUCACCAAAGUGUCUCACAUCCCCCCCUCCCGCUGGUCUCUCAUCUGCAGCCUCUGUAAACUGAAGACUGGUGCCUGUAUACAGUGCUCAGUGAAGAACUGCACCAUCCCGUUCCAUGUGACGUGUGCCUUCGAGUACAGCCUGGAGAUGAAGACUGUCCUGGAUGAAGGAGACGAGGUGAAGUUCAGGUCCUACUGCCUGAAGCACAGCAAGCCCAAGAACCAGGCCUCCUCCGACCCACCAGCCCCCGGCAUCAGCCCCUGUCAACCAGCCCACAACAAGCAGCCCAAGGCAGGGGAGCCAGGCUCCGGUCUCAGUCCGGCCCGGCCCAAACCACCCGUAGACCCAGAGAGGGGGGGCCUGAGGGCCCAGAGGUUACUAGAACUAGAGGAGGAGUUUUCUACUCUGAUUCACCCUGAGGAGCUGGCCCUGAACCUGGGCCUCCCUCCCAGCCUGCUGGACUUCAUCUACCAGUACUGGAAACUGAAGAGGAAGAGCAACUUCAACCGUGCUCUGCUGCCCCCUAGUGAGGAGGAGGGUAACCUGCUGCUGUUGCCUCAUGAAGACAGCAUCCACACACGGAUGAGGAUGUUCAUGCACCUCCGACAGGACUUAGAGAGGGUGAGGAACCUGUGUUACAUGGUGAGUCGGAGGGAGAAGCUGAAACUGUCUCAGAGCAAGGCACAGGAGCAGAUCUUCAACCUCCACGUCAAACUGCUCAGCCAGGAGAUCUCCGCUGGUCUGCCGGUGGACAGCAUGCUGUUCCGGCCUCCUCCCAGAAUCACCCUGAAGCUGAAGAUGCCCAAAGUGACGCUGGGUAACGGGAAGACCGGCUCCAAGUCAGGCAACGGCCCUCUCUGUCCAGAUAACAGCGGGAAUGUUCACGAACGUAGUGGGGGAGGGAAGGGGCUGGGUAAGGAGGGAGGGGCGCUGGGUAAGGAGGGAGGGGCGCUGGGUAAGGAGGGAGGGGCGCUGGGUAAGGAGGGAGGGGCGCUGGGUAAGGAGGGAGGGGGGCUGGGGAAGGAAGGAGGGGGGCUGGGAAAAGGUAAGGGGGGAGGGUUGGGUAAAGGAGGAGGGAAGCCUCAGCUCCAUGGGCGAGGCAGGAGAGAGGAGCGCUCCAAUGGCAGUCUACUGUCAACCUCUACCUCAGGUCAGUCAUGUAGAGAGAGCAGUACCACCACUGGACCAGCACUGACCAACAGCAUGCCCAGAGGCUCAGCCCUGCCUAUCAAAUCUACUGGCAAGCCCCUGACUGGCAAAACCUUAACGGGUAAACCCCUGGUGCUCCACGGCCAUUCCUCCAAUGGAAAUGUUAAACUGGACCCAGACCGAGCGGGCCACACCCCCAAAUCCAACGGUGUGAUGGAAAAGAUGGUGGGCGUGACCCAGAAGGACACCGCCUGUCAGACCCCCAGUGAACAGGAAGCUGGUGAGGGGUCAGAGGGCAAGGGCAGCCAGUCAGCUAGCUUCAGGAGGUCAACCAUGGAGCACUUCAGCCGGUCAUUCAAGGAGGCGACGGUCAGUUUGGUGCGGACCACAGAGGACCUGCGGGGGGACAAGGUGUCCCAGGGGGGUAAAGGCUCCAGAUCAGCCCAGGACCGGCCCUGGGCCAAACCAGCUCCUGGAGUCCCCCAAGGAGCCAGUGGUACCAGAUCAGCCCAGGACCGACUCUGGGCCAAACCAGCUCCUGGAGGCCCCCAAGGAGCCAGUGGUACCAGACCACCACCCUACCAGGAGACGGACGGAUACUGCCCUGACCUGGAGCUCAGUGACUCGGAACCAGAGGCUCAAGGUCAGAGGUGGAGGCAGGGUAGGGGUGACUCAGGGGGCCAGGCAGGAGGAGACUACAGCAGGGGGAACAGCAGAGGGAAGCAGGGCCUGGGGGGGUCCAGUAGAACCUCAGCACAGAGGUGACAUCCCUGACCCCUCACUACUGUAGACACUGGCCCCAGUUCUGUCACCGCUCUGUCAUUCCCUCUCUGACCACUGGAGCCCUGACCAGCCAUAGAGCAGCAGGGGCCAAUCGCAGCCAUCUAUUGGUAAACUGGGGCAUCUAUCUAUUGGUCAACUGGGACCUGGGCCCCCAACACUGGCUGGGGCAUCUAUCUAUUGGUCAACUGGGACCAGGCCCCCCCAACACUGGCUGGAGCAUCGAUCUAUCGGUCAACUGUGACCAGGCCCCCCAACACUGGCUGGAGCAUCGAUCUAUUGGUCAACUGGGACCAGGGCCCCCUACACUGGCUGGGGCAUCUAUCUAUUGGUCAACUGGGACCAGGCCCCCCUACACUGGCUGGAGCAUCGAUCUAAUGGUCAACUGGGACCAGGGCCCCCUACACUGGCUGGGGCAUCUAUCUAUUGGUCAACUGGGACCAGGGCCCCCUACACUGGCUGGGGAAUCUAUGUAUUGGUCAACUGGGACCAGGCCCCCCUACACUGGCUGGGGAAUCUAUGUAUUGGUUAACUGGGACCAGGCCCCCCUACACUGGCUGGGGAAUCUAUCUAUUGGUCCGCUGAGACACACAGACAGGAGCAAAGGACUGAUGCAUUGCGGGCGUCCUAGCCCAGAUCAUCAACUCAAUGGGACUCAGACGUGUGUCCUCCUGUUACGGAUCCUCUAUCUCUCUCCAUGCUCGCUGUGAGCGGAGCAGUGUUGUACUGUCUUCUGAGAUUAAACGACUUGUCUGUUUA
Molecule: messenger RNA, 3857 nt
Organism: Oncorhynchus kisutch (coho salmon)
Lineage: Eukaryota; Metazoa; Chordata; Actinopteri; Salmoniformes; Salmonidae
Product: protein Jade-3-like
Exons: 12
Coding region: 276-3083 (935 amino acids)
Biological process (GO): regulation of transcription by RNA polymerase II
Cellular component (GO): histone acetyltransferase complex
Source: RefSeq, a predicted model, not a curated record